CAGUCCUAGGGAAGCCUGGAAUAUGCAGGGUUUGGAGGUCACCUAGGCUGGCCAGAAACUGCUUAGGAGAAGUGGACUACUUAGGGUGUUCUCAGAGAUGGGGAGCUGCUUUGGCCUGCUGCUCUUGACCCCAGGUGUCAUGACACUGGUGAGGGUGUGGCUGCUGUUUUGGGCCUUCAAUAUAGAUCUGGCCCAGAAGAAUCUGGAAGAGGUGCCAGUACAGCCUGACUUUGAUGCACAUAAGGUGGAAGGACGUUUGUUUACCAUCCAGCUGGCCUCUAGCCUGAGGGACCUGGUCCUGCCCACUGACCCCCUGAGACUUUCUCUCCACUCCAUCUGGACCAGAGACAGUGGGGACGUGGACUUUGUGCUGUUUGAGAAAGGAGAGGGGUUGUGCACAGGGCUUAAUAUUACCAUGCAUCCAACUGGGCUCCAAGGCCAGUACCAAGGAAUCUUUGACGGCGGGAGAUUGCACGUCCAUUUCGUCAGCACUGACUACGACAACCUCAUUCUUUAUGUACGCUUUCAGAACAAUGAAGUCGUCAACCUGUGGGCACUUCUGGCGAGAAGAAUGCUUGAGGAUCCCAUGUGGCUCGGCAAAUACCUGGGAUUUGUAGAGAAAUUCUACCUUCAAAAGUCCCUUGUCUUCAACACGGCUGGGGCCUGGAGUCCAGAACCUGGAACGCCAAAACCAGAGCCUGGAACCUGGAACCCGGAACCUGGAACCCGGAACCCGGAACCCGGAGCCCGGAGCCCGGAGCCCGGAGCCCAGAGCCCUGUCAGCUUUGCUUUUCCUCACCCACUUUCUCUCUGUGGUAAUCAAUCCCAUCAAACAACACAGACACCCAAAGCUCCCAGCCUGGCCUGUGUCUGAAGGAACAUUCAGGAGGCUUGUGAGCUAUGAGCUUGAAAGGCGAGCCAAUCUACAUGUUCGGAAAAAGCUCCAUUCUUGCAUACAGAAAUGUUUCUUAAGGGCUGAGGAGUGGCCUGGGGCAGGAUGAUCGCCCAGCACACUCAAGACCUAGCUUCCAUCCAUCUUUGGUAGCAAGAAAAAAAGAGUGAUUUGAUACAUAGCGAUGUGACAUUCCUGUGUAGCCAUCAAUGUUUCAGGAAGCACAGCCCUGAUGCUGUAAUAAAUAAAGCAGAGCAUUAAAAACCA
Messenger RNA from Arvicanthis niloticus (Nile rat), 1159 nucleotides. The record is from RefSeq and is a predicted model, not a curated record. Lineage: Eukaryota; Metazoa; Chordata; Mammalia; Rodentia; Muridae.